AUGCACGGUUAUUGUUUCGUGUUGUCCUUGGCUGCGACGGCGUUGGCAGUGCGGGUACACAGUUUUCCGUCCACCGGUGUCUGUCUGCGGACCGCGGUCGUAAUGCAGGACGUCUCGGACUGUACAGAAUGCACUAUCGUGUACGACGGCCAUUUGUCGUCCACGGUCGCGCCAAUAUCCCCCGGUGACCGUCCAGCCGGAAAUCACGCGAUCGGAUACGAAGACUUUAGCCCGGCCACAGACGCGGUCACGACCGCGCGCCAUAAUAUGAUUCCCGUUAUCACCGAGUGA
Molecule: messenger RNA, 291 nt
Organism: Cinara cedri
Lineage: Eukaryota; Metazoa; Arthropoda; Insecta; Hemiptera; Aphididae
Source: the annotation of a GenBank genome assembly